Messenger RNA from Desarmillaria tabescens, 354 nucleotides. RefSeq lists its product as uncharacterized. The record is from RefSeq and is a predicted model, not a curated record. Bases 1 to 354 code for a protein of 117 amino acids. The transcript is spliced from 4 exons. NCBI's taxonomy places the organism in Eukaryota, Fungi, Basidiomycota, Agaricomycetes, Agaricales, Physalacriaceae.
AUGAACCCUUUCAGCGAAAGUUCAGACGAAUUUUGGAUGUUGGCUGCAACAAAAAGGAUAAUUGGGGGUCUUGGGUACUUGUUGGCUUUUGGGAUCAACGCUGCGUUGCGCAAGACUAUCACGGAGGGUGGAUCAUGGGAAGUAUGCGUCUCUCUAGCGGUCUCUGGACGGUUGCUCUUCACAACCACAGAUGUCCCCGCUUCUCAAGCCGUCUCCUACAAUGCCCUCUGCAGCUACAGACGUCCUUCCACCCGCCCACGCAGUCCCUCGUCUUCUUUCGCAACACCUCCCUCCCUCCCUCCUCUCGAUGUAGUCGGUUACUACUCCCUCUCUCUCGUUCUAUCGUUUCCUUAG